Molecule: messenger RNA, 348 nt
Organism: Knipowitschia caucasica
Lineage: Eukaryota; Metazoa; Chordata; Actinopteri; Gobiiformes; Gobiidae
Source: the annotation of a GenBank genome assembly
AUGACCAGAGAAAUUGGUUGCCAGACUGAUCCAGUCAUUGCACGGCACGCAAGUGUCCAGGCCAAUGUGAAGCCGAGCAGACGAAGCAAAGCUAUUCAAGCCCGAAGCGCUUACACAAGUGUCAGUAGUGGCACUGAGGACCUGAUGGAUAUCACUCUUCCUGACUGUCCCAGAGCAGCCUCUACACCUUUAAAAAGGAAAAGGUGUGAGGUGCCAGCGUCUGAUCCCAGCUUCCAUAUAGAUGACAGUGCCAGCACUGUGAACUGCUCCAGCCUUCCCGUGCCUACACGGGCCUCUGGUUGGGGAAGGGUCAAGGGUGUGGCUCAGCCCAAGUACAGCAGCGUGUGA